GAUCAGCGUUCUUUCCCUCCCGGGGAGAAAGCUGGAUAUAUACCAGUUCAUUGGGGACCCAGAGUAUCUUUUCUUUCUCCUUAAGGAUCUCUCCGAAUUGAUGGAAUCCCAAACAUUACUCCUGACUCUACUGACCGUGAAGAUGGAGAACAGCCUCGCAGCAUUUGAAGAAGAGGCAGAAAGGAAUUUAGUAACGAUGUGCCAAGAGAAGAAGCAGCUCCUGAAAAAGGCCCACGAGCUAAAGCGCAAACUUCUCCUCUGUCAGAAGAAGCGGGAGCUGGUGGAUGUCCUCAACCCCCAGAUCGAGAUGCUCAGCCCCUACGCGGCUGUGUCUGAAAGCUUCAAGGAGCAGUACAAGGCACUCGCGAAGGCCCUGGACACCACGAGGCAUGAGCUGCCUGUGAGAUCAGUUCACCUGGACGGAGGCGCGCAGAAGUUCUUAGGUAGGACGGGCAUCUGCUGGGCAAGGAACGGGAAGAACUACCAGCGGGUUUGGCACUUCCUGUGUGCUGGCACCUUUAUUCCUUCAUGGCAUCCUCACAAGCCUCAUGUUAGAUAGAUGGCAUGUCCCCCUUCACAUGGCACAGGAUGUAGGGUGCUGGCAAGACUGGUUUGUCCAGAGUGGCACCCCAAGAAAGAGCCAUGCUGGGAUUGGAACCCAGGCCUGUGGUUUCCUUGUUGAUGUCCUACCCCCACUGAAAGGCAUUCUUGGGGAGCGGCCUGCAACCCCACAGCCUUGAGAGAGGGGCUCUACUAAGGUGCAUUGUUGAUGGGGCGGUGAUAGGGCUGCAGACCCCCACCCUCUGCCUUCUACACAGAGCCAAGGGGUCCCUUUCCUGCAGAGGGGUCCCAUCUAGUCCUUCACCUAAAGAAAUGGGCAGGUGUGAAGUGCUGUGCUUGAUCUCAAAAUUCUCUAG
Molecule: messenger RNA, 917 nt
Organism: Myotis brandtii (Brandt's bat)
Lineage: Eukaryota; Metazoa; Chordata; Mammalia; Chiroptera; Vespertilionidae
Product: HAUS augmin-like complex subunit 8
Exons: 3
Coding region: 101-559 (152 amino acids)
Source: RefSeq, a predicted model, not a curated record